AUGGCAGAGGCUGUCAAAGCCGAAGGCGCCAGCCAGGCCGCUGCUCCGGCGCCAAAGAGCGGCGUUGUAAAAAGCGCCAUGGCUGCAACCGAAAAGGAGCAUGGGAUGACCCUGAUGCAAGGCAUCCGACUCUACCCCAAGGCCAUUGGCUGGAGCAUCCUGAUCAGCACCUGCAUUGCCAUGGAGGGCUUUGACGUGUGUCUCCUGCCCAACUUCUACAACUUCGCCCCGUUCAAGCAGAAAUAUGGCCAGCAGUUGCCCAACGGCGAUUGGGAAAUUCCGGCUCCCUGGCAGGCGGGAUUACAGAAUGGCUCUCAAGUCGGCCAGAUCAUCGGUCUGUUCAUCAACGGCUUCGUCUCUGAGUGGCUUGGAUACCGCUAUACGACCGUAUGCUGCUUAGUUCUAGUCGCCGCAUUCACGGCCAUCUUUUUCACCGCCCCGAGCGUCGAAGUUCUACUCGUUGGCUACAUUUUCUCCGGAAUCCCCUGGGGUGUUUUCCAGACCCUGACCAUCACCUACGCGUCUGAAGUUUGUCCGGUCGCAUUGCGUGGUUACCUCACCACAUAUGUCAACUUCUGCUGGGGCUUAGGACAAGUCAUCGGCAUUGGGGCCAUUAAAGGCAGCCUCAAUCGCCAGGAUGAAUGGGCUUAUCGGAUUCCAUACGCCCUGCAAUGGAUUUGGCCCCUGCCGCUGGCAGUCGGUAUAUUCAUGGCGCCAGAGUCUCCAUGGUGGCUAGUUCGAAAGGGAAGGGUGGCCGAUGCAAAGAAGGCUCUUCUUCGACUGACUAGCCUGAACCGAGAGACUAACUUCGAUGCGGACGAGACUGUUGCCAUGAUGGCUCAUACUACGGCACUCGAAGCCAACAUCACAGGGGGCAGCAGUUACCUUGAUUGCUUCAAAGGCACCGACCUCCGACGGACCGAAAUCGUCUGCAUGUGCUGGGCAAUUCAGAAUCUGUCCGGCAAUUCCUUCAGUAGCUAUUCCUCAUACUUCCUGACACAGGCGGGGUUGGACCCAUCGACCUCGUACGAUUUCGCCCUGGGCCAAUACAGCAUCAAUAUGGUUGGGGUGUUCGGCGUGUGGCUGUUGAUGAGCUGGGGCAUCGGGCGAAGAUCGCUCUUCCUGUACGGGCUUUGCGGCCUGUUCAUAAUGCUGCUCGUCAUGGGCUUCCUGGGCCUUCCAUCGAACAGAGAUGCAGCGGCCAUGGCGACGGGAAGCGUCAUGAUCGUUUGGGCCGCGUGUUACCAGCUAUCUGUCGGCACGGUCUGCUAUUCUCUAGUGGCCGAAAUGUCCACGCGUCGACUGCAGAUCAAAACCGUGGUACUGGGUCGCAAUCUCUUCAACAUUGUCGGCAUUGUCUGCUCUGUCAUCACGCCGUACAUGCUGAACCCAGGCCAGUGGAACUGGGGGAACUACGCCGGUUUCUUCUGGGCAGGCGCAUGCUUCCUGUGUAUCAUCUACACAUAUUUCCGCAUCCCCGAGCCCGAUGGCCGCUCCUUUGCGGAGCUGGAUCUGCUUUUCGAGCGCAGGGUGCCUGCCCGAAAGUUUGCCUCGACCAAAGUCGACGUCUUCGCCGUGGACGUACAUGGCCAUGUGUUGGACGAGGCUGGACGGAAGUUGAGUCUGAGUAUUCGCGCCUCGCAUGAUGAGGACCACGAGGAUGACGCGGGCUCGACCGAAAAGGGACGUAAGGACGUAGCAGAGACAUGA
Molecule: messenger RNA, 1710 nt
Organism: Capronia epimyces CBS 606.96
Lineage: Eukaryota; Fungi; Ascomycota; Eurotiomycetes; Chaetothyriales; Herpotrichiellaceae
Product: MFS transporter, SP family, general alpha glucoside:H+ symporter
Exons: 1
Coding region: 1-1710 (569 amino acids)
Biological process (GO): carbohydrate transport; transmembrane transport
Cellular component (GO): membrane
Molecular function (GO): carbohydrate:proton symporter activity
Source: RefSeq, a predicted model, not a curated record